Molecule: messenger RNA, 2313 nt
Organism: Eurytemora carolleeae
Lineage: Eukaryota; Metazoa; Arthropoda; Copepoda; Calanoida; Temoridae
Product: FMRFamide receptor
Exons: 17
Coding region: 67-1764 (565 amino acids)
Biological process (GO): G protein-coupled receptor signaling pathway
Cellular component (GO): membrane
Molecular function (GO): G protein-coupled receptor activity
Source: RefSeq, a predicted model, not a curated record
ACAGACAAACAGAGAUUACUACUUUAUAUAUAUUGACGCUAUAAACGUCUUUUGUUUAAAGGUAAAAUGCUGAAGAACAACUCAACUUUUCUUGGCAUGAGUACUGAUGAUUGUGGUAUGUUAUCAGUAAAUGAUAGGGAACUUAUCAACGAAUGUUCCUAUUGGCUUGAAGGGAUAUUGCUGACUUUCUUCGGAAUUUUCGGAAUCAUCGGAAACAUCAUUUCUGUAAUAAUUCUCUCGAGACAAAGUACAUCAUCCUCGUUCAACAGCCUCCUCAUUGCGUUGGAGGCCUUCGACACCAUCUUCAUCCUCUUCACCAUCAUGGACUACUCACUAGCUAGAGUAUUUGCUUGGCCGUGGAAGCAUGAUAGUGUGGUGUGGUUGUAUUUAAUCCCUCGGUUCUCCUACCCUCUCAACAACACCUCAUACUGCUGUUCUAUAUUCGUUACUGUGGCCAUAGCUUGGGAGAGAUACCUCGCAGUGUGUCAUCCAAACCAUUAUAGAACUAUGACUCUCACCUACUCCACUAAGCUUCGAGUGUUUUGGUACCUGGUUCCUGUAGUACUACUAAGUGUACUGCUAAAUGUUCCUAAGUUCCUAGAAACUGAAUACUACUACACCUCCACCAAAGAAGAAACCAACGCAACAAAUCUGUUGUUGGUACUUAAUGAGCAAAAUGCCUCAAACCUUCUCUCAGCAGAGGAUUGGAGCUUUCUAGUGAACUUCACAAUGGUACAUGACGAUCCUAAAGAGACUGUUAACAACACCCUGGCGGUCAGACUGACCAGCCUGAGAAACAAUCCAACAUAUGUGAAAUACUAUACUUUCCUUACAAGGAUGGUGAUCACAGGACUUAUUCCGUUCACAGCUCUUGUGUUCUUCAAAAGAGCAACCCAUCAACGUGUAAAUCAACGCCAACCCGCCACACAAACUGCAAACCGAAGACAGCAGCAAAUGCAGAGUGACAUAAACCUGGCGUUCGUCCUGGUCGUCAUUGUUGGGUUCUUUCUCCUCUUCAACAUCCCCCGCAUGCUCCUCAACAUGUUCGAGUUCAUCCACAUGAGCACCAUGAUCAAGUGUGGGAAUAAUCUCAUAUCUCCAGCCUGGUUUCAGUGUUUGACAGGGUUCAACCACCUGAUGUUAGUGAUGAAUGCCUCCACAAAUGUUCUGAUCUACUGUUCAUUCAACUCUGAGUUUAAGACUAUGCUUAAAAGUGGAAUAACGAGCUUCUACCGAAAAAUAAAGGGCCCAUCUCGUCGUAUUGACAAUGUAGAGAUGAAUCUGCUUCCUACCCCUCCUCGUCAGUCACGAGUCCUGCGAGCCUCAAGAGCUUCCCGAGGAUCCCGUGGACAGCGAACUGCCCAGCUAGAAGUUUCUCCUCCUCCUCCUCCUCCUCCCUCAGCUCUUUCGGAGUAUACUACAUUCUCAUCAAAUUCCAAUUGCAACAUUCCCUCAAGACGUGUUAGCCUCCCCAUCGAGUACACCACACAGAGGCUGGAUCUUCUGGACACGCCUUGUCUCAGCGAGGGGGACCUGUCCUCACCGUCCUUGAGUAGGCGGUACAGACUGUCUCCGCCCACUUUGAUUGUUGAAAGUGUUUUUCAAACUUCUUCAGAUAGUUGGGACAAACCAGACACGCCCACCCGUAGCCGACUAACGGUUUCCACGAUGGUGAAUGACAAGGCCACGCCCUUAAUAUUUUUAGAAGAUACAGUCUUACCUUUUGAUAUUCAGGUACGUUCUAGUAUCCCUGAGUGGUUGUAGAUUAUAUAUUAAGCGAAAACAUUCGUUCCGACCGACGAACAAGCCACAGCUAUUGGGCGAUGUCGCAAAACACUAUGAAAACAUACAUAAGAUAAUAAUAAAAGAUAUCUGAAUGUUAGUGUUAUAUGAAGUUCUAAAUUCCAUCGAGUGUAAAAUAUCAGCUUUAAUUCUAACUCCCCAUUAUCAUAAUGGGAUUAAAAGGUUUAUGUCUUAGCAAAUGUGACUAAAUUAAGAUGAAAGGGAACAAAAUAUCUAUAUCUUUUUCUUGAUUAUAUUGUUGUAUUUAAUACUCUUUAGUUCUAUGUUUUCCAAUAACCAAUUAUUGGCAUUUACAAGAACAUGUUAUGAAAAACAAAAAAUGGAUUUAAUGUUAAUCUGUUUUUAGUUUUGUUUAUAAAACAACGCUGCUAAAUAUCAUCGGUCAGAGUACUGAAAAUUACUGCAGAACGCCGCGUAAUGUAAAUCCUUUAAAAAAGUCGUUCUCUAAAAUUCUCAGCAUAUUUUAGCUUUUCUAAUUUGUCCUUAUUUGUAAAUUAAGAACGGACAGUG